AAAAGUAUCCCCACUCCCUUUCCCAGGGCUGCAGGGCUUCAGGAUUCUACCUCCGACUCCGUCGUUUCUCCCAGAUUAUGUCUCACCUGAGUUGGAAGAGCCCUGGUUCGGGAACCCGGAAGGGUGGGGACUGCAAGGAACAGCUGUAAAGUCGGCGUCAUUUUACGGUCAGAUUGUUAUAGCUCAGCUUGAAACUCAGGAAGUGAGGUUGGAUCUCUCACAUCCUCUAUCUGGGAGCUCAAAAAGGAAUAAAAUACACUUUCGUUCUGACUCUCACCAGUCGGUCACGAGCCCAACAAGUCAGAGAACAGAGCAGACUUGGUGGGAAAGGAACGGCUCAUCUUUGCAACAAAAUAAAAACACGGAGAAAAAUCCAGGUGAGAAGGGAGAAAACCCUGGUCGCGAAGAAAACCCGACGCUGGAGCAGGGAUCGGAAUCGAUCAAAUCAAUGUCCUUGUGAUCAGUUUGUCAAUUUCCGGUCCUCAGUCGGGAUUUGCGGAAAGAAAAUUUAUAACACAACUUUUUAACUACGUUGGAAGUUAGACUGCAAGUUGGACUUUAAGGAGCUUAGAGUGAUGGCCAUGCACCCACGGAGGAUUCGGUUAAAACCAUGGCUUCUGGCACAGGUUGACAGUGGGCAUUAUCCUGGGCUCCAGUGGCUAGAUGAGCAACGGAAGCACUUUCAGAUCCCAUGGCGGCAUGCCACCAGGCACGUCCCAACCCAGGAUGACGACAACACCAUUUUCAGGGCUUGGGCAGUGGAGACAGGCAAAUAUCAUCAGGGGGUUGAUGGCCCAGACCCUGCUAAAUGGAAAGCAAACCUCCGCUGCGCACUCAACAAGAGCCGCGAAUUCAAACUGAUUUAUGAUGGUACCAAGGAAACCCCGAUGCAGCCAUACAAGAUCUACCAAGUGUGUGACAUUCAGCAGUCCAACGGAGGCAACAUCACUCCAGAGACCAAUGAUUACGAAUGUGAGGAUGAGUGUCAGCUCCAAGCUUUGUUCCCAUCAAUGACCUUGGAAGAUGAUGUCAGCCUACCACCGUACCCAACCCAGACCUGGCCGAAACAGGAGGUUGCAGUGUCGGAUUCCUGUAUGAAUGGAGGACUCUCAAACCCAACACUCCCACAGGGGGACCUCUCUCAUGCAAACCUUGAUCACAGUGAACUCUCGCAGCCUAACCUUGCUCAUGGGGGGCUUGUUCAACCAAGUGUCCCUCCAAUUGCUCAAGGAACUCUUAAUCCUCUCCCACUGCAGCAAGUGGAUCAAUUCCCAUCACUGACCACGUCUGAAAUUUUUAUCAACUCUCUGCCACUGACUGACCUGGAUGUGAAGUUCCAAUACCGAGGCAAACAGAUGGGAUCAUUGGUCACUGUCAGUAACCCUCAUGGCUGUCGCCUGUACUAUGGUGACUUAGGCCCUAUCCCAGACCAAGUGGAGCUCUUUGGACCCAUUACCCUGGAGCAGGUCCGUUUCCCCAGCACAGACCAGUUGUCUCAUGAGAAGCAGCGACUUUACACAAACCACCUGCUGGACGUCAUGGACCGGGGUCUGAUCCUGGAGAUCCACGGGCAGGAUAUCUAUGCCAUCCGUCUAUGCCAGUGUAAAGUGUAUUGGUCGGGACCCUGUGCUAAUGGAGCAUCAGGACCUAACCCCAUUGAGAGAGAGAAGAAGAUCAAGCUUUUCAGUUUGGAGGACUUUCUUAGUCAAUUGAUACUGUACCAGAAGGGGCAGGUGAGUGUUGCCCCGCCCUAUGAGAUCCAACUCUGCUUUGGUGAGGAGUGGCCAGAUGGUAAACCCAAGGAAAAGAAGCUGAUCAUGGUGCAGGUGAUUCCAGUUGUGGCACGGAUGAUGUUUGAGAUGUUUUCCGGAGAGCUGUCAUUUGACAGUGGGAGCAUCAGUCUCCAGAUUUCCAACCCAGACCUUAAGGACAAUGUGGUAUUUCAGUUUAAGGAACUCCAUCGGUUGCUGCAGUCCCAGCAGGGCCAUGGGCAGUGGCCAAUGCAACCUGCUAACCCACAGUGAAUUAUGAAGCCCACAGCAAGAGGAAACAAACCCUCCAGAAUACUGCCAAGCUUUUUGGGUCAUGGCUCUAAACCUGCUGCUAAUAUCUUUCAAGAGGAAAGUUCAAAUGCAGACAAACCAAGGAAACCACCAGAACGUUACACACCUAAUGCUGGAACUGCCUGAGUGUGCAGUUUGAAAAUUCCUCAUCAUGGAUUUAUGUAUUUGCCUCUUCAUUAUCGCCUUCCCUUAAAGUAAAAGGGCUGCUUCAUCCUGCUUCUGUCAGACUGCAAUACCAUGGAGGGAAUAACAAUUGCUCAGAGAUAACUCCUACUUUUUCCUUGUUAAGAGAAACUUAUCUGUAUCUAAUUUCAAGGCCCAGAAUUGUGUUCUGGUGUGAGAUCCCAUGCUGUACAAAUUGCGAUCUGUAAGCUUUGAGGAAAAUGAGUGAACUUCCCAUAACAGAACACUGAGCGGACACUGUGUGACACUCAAUUUGUAACUACUGCUUCCUGGCGAUUGCUACUAUUGUGAUCAUUGGCCUGAUUCAAGUUUGAAAGCAACCAGAGCUACUAACAACAGAAUACCCAUGUAUCUCUCUGGCACACCAACCCCUUGCACUCUCCAAAUUUUAAUUGGAAUGCUUCUGCAAUACAAGUCUUCUG
Pristis pectinata (smalltooth sawfish) is the source of this 2668-nucleotide messenger RNA. Its product is annotated as interferon regulatory factor 6-like. Gene Ontology annotation, cellular component: nucleus. NCBI's taxonomy places the organism in Eukaryota, Metazoa, Chordata, Chondrichthyes, Rhinopristiformes, Pristidae. Gene Ontology annotation, biological process: regulation of transcription by RNA polymerase II; immune system process. The coding region runs from base 576 to 2024 and encodes 482 amino acids. The record is from RefSeq and is a predicted model, not a curated record. The transcript is spliced from 9 exons. Gene Ontology annotation, molecular function: RNA polymerase II cis-regulatory region sequence-specific DNA binding; DNA-binding transcription factor activity, RNA polymerase II-specific; protein binding.